CAGACGGCGGGGGCGCGCAGGAACACGUGGAUCAUCCUACCAGAAGACAGAGACGGAGAUCCGCAGCGGCAGCAACACCAACAACAUGUCGUACAGCGCCAAAAUCGGACCAUCCAUCCUCAACAGCGACCUGGCGUGCCUGGCGUCCGAGUGCACGCGAAUGCUGGAGUGCGGCGCUGAUUAUCUGCACUUGGACGUCAUGGACGGGCACUUCGUCCCAAACAUCACCUUUGGCCAUCCGGUGGUGGAGUGUCUCAGGAAACAUCUGGGCCAGGCACCCUUUUUUGACAUGCACAUGAUGGUGUCCCGCCCAGAGCAGUGGGUGAAGCCGAUGGCCGCAGCAGGUGCCACUCAGUACACGUUUCAUCUGGAAGCCACGAGUAACGCCGGGGCAUUGAUUAAGGACAUUCGGGAGAGCAGCAUGAAGGUUGGGUUGGCAAUUAAACCCGGGACCACUGUGGAGGAGUUGGCACCUUGGGCCAGUCAAAUCGAUAUGGCACUGGUGAUGACGGUGGAGCCAGGAUUUGGUGGACAGAAGUUCAUGGAGGACAUGAUGCCCAAGGUCAGCUGGCUCAGGACGCAGUUCCCAUCGCUGGACAUUGAAGUGGACGGGGGCGUCGGACCGGACAGCAUUCACAAGUGUGCCGAGGCCGGAGCAAACAUGAUCGUGUCGGGCAGCGCCAUCAUGAGCAGCGACGACCCUCGCUCGGUCAUCAACUUCCUCCGCAACGCCUGCAUGGAGGCCAUCCAGAAGCGCUCACUCGACCGAUGAAGGGGCGGAGGCCGCCGCCCGCCGUGGACCUGCAGCGGUGCCCACCUUUCACUGUCCUGGAUGUUCGCCGACCACUGGCUGGCCACUCUGUCGUGACUUCCUGGACUCUUCACCCUCUUCUUGUGACCUGCAGAUGUGCGCCAGCACUGGCCACAAGGUGACGAGCUGCCCGUCGAUUCCUGGCGUAAGUUACAUCGCCCUCUUGUGUUCAGUCACCAGUCUCUGACGCCAACCCCGAAAUGCCAGAGGUUCACGCCUUCAGCUGGACGUUUCUCAAUAAACUUGACUUGGGUUUUC
Molecule: messenger RNA, 1069 nt
Organism: Erpetoichthys calabaricus (reedfish)
Lineage: Eukaryota; Metazoa; Chordata; Cladistia; Polypteriformes; Polypteridae
Gene: rpe
Product: ribulose-5-phosphate-3-epimerase
Exons: 6
Coding region: 86-772 (228 amino acids)
Biological process (GO): pentose-phosphate shunt; carbohydrate metabolic process; pentose-phosphate shunt, non-oxidative branch
Cellular component (GO): cytosol
Molecular function (GO): metal ion binding; D-ribulose-phosphate 3-epimerase activity
Source: RefSeq, a predicted model, not a curated record